CUCUCUUUUACACACACACCCCAUCAUCUUCUCCUUCUUCAAUCUUGUUAUUGAAUCCAUAAAGUUUCUACUUUUGUAAAAUUCUGAUGCAGGGUGUUACUAUUAUUCCUACUGGCGGUAGUGGUGGUGGUUCUACCAUGUCUUCUACUUUGUCAAAGGAAGACACAAACUUGGUUCUUUCUUCUGAGGACUCUUCUUGCCCUGAAGAUUCUGAGUUGCUUGAACUUGGUCUUGGAUUAGGCCUUUCUCAUCAUCAUAAACCUGCUCGUAAAUCACACAGUCACCAUCAUCAUCAUGCUAGAAUUUUGACCGCUAAGGAUUUUCCUUCUUCAGCUUCAGCUUCUUCCUCAUCUUCAUCUUCACCUCCUUCUUCUUCUUUGAGCAGGGUAAACAACAACACUACCACCUCCACUUCUGGCACCAAGAGAACUGCUGAGUCUGUUGCUGCUGCUAAUAAUGGACCUAGUCCGGUAGUUGGAUGGCCUCCCCUCAGAAGACCAUACAGAGUGAAUAGCUUUAAUCAUUCAAAAUCUCCAGCCACCGAGGUGUUCAACUCAAAUUCCGAGAAGAGUAAGAGCAGCGAAACUGAUGUGCUAAGGAAGAAUGCUGAUAAUACCAAUGGUAAUAACAACAACAUUGAUACCAAAGAAAAAAGAAACUUCCGGAGUUCCUUGUUUGUCAAGGUAAAUAUGGACGGGAUAGCGAUUGGAAGGAAGGUCGAUUUGAGUGUCCAUAGUUCUUAUGAAACCUUAGCUCAAACAUUGGAGGAUAUGUUUAGAGAAUCAACUACAGCAAUCACUUUCAAUGGAUCAAACGGAGAAGACUUCGGUAUUCUUGUUGGAGGAGAUCAACACUCAAAAUUGCUGGAUGGUUCUUCGAAGUUUGUGCUAACUUAUGAAGACAAGGAUGGAGAUUGGAUGCUUGUUGGAGAUGUUCCUUGGGGGAUGUUCCUUAGCUCAGUGAGGAGGCUUAGAAUCAUGAGAACAUCUGAGGCCAAUGGAAAUGGACUUGCACCAAUGUUGGAAGAAAAGAACUGCAGACAGAAAAGCAAGCCCAUAUAGCUAUUGCUUAAAUGGCUAAAAAGGACACACACACAACUUGUUGCCUUAAAAGUAGCACACAACAUAGAAGAUGAAGAAAACAGAAAGAGAAAAAAAAAGUAAAGGGAUAUUUUACUUUUUUUCCUUUUCCUUUUUUUCUUUUUUUCUUUUUUUAAAGUUUCCAUGGUAUAUUUGUCACUGCCUCGAUAGUGUGAUCUUCACUAAAAAAAGGGGCACAGAAGGCAUAAUAGAUUUUCAUGUAAUAGCAAAAAAGAUACUGGUCAUACAAGUCAUAUCAUAUAUUGUUUUCUUAUUUUGCUGUAAAUGUGGAUGCUAGCGUUCUGAGCCAUCAAUUUUGAUUGAACUUUUUGUCCUUCA
This is a messenger RNA of Arachis duranensis, 1418 nucleotides long. RefSeq names its product auxin-responsive protein IAA11. Gene Ontology annotation, biological process: regulation of DNA-templated transcription. The coding region runs from base 87 to 1061 and encodes 324 amino acids. The record is from RefSeq and is a predicted model, not a curated record. Gene Ontology annotation, cellular component: nucleus. Gene Ontology annotation, molecular function: protein binding. Lineage: Eukaryota; Viridiplantae; Streptophyta; Magnoliopsida; Fabales; Fabaceae. The transcript is spliced from 5 exons.